UGGUCCCACUAUCACCUUAUAUUUCCAGUGGCGGAGGGCACGCCGGGACAGGAGGAGGAGGAGGAGGAGGAGCAGCUGCUUCGAGUGACGGAGGCCAUGAGAGCCCCGCCAUGCAAGCCUUUUUUGCCAUGAGGCUGCGGAAGAACGAGCACAUGAUGAAGAGGUACGCAGCAGCACUAUGUGGCCUAGUUGCUCUCUUCAUCGUCUUCCACUGGACGAGAUGGUUUUUUGUUAGAGCAGAAAGGUCAUGGAAGCCAUUGGCUACACUGGGACGUCCCUUUGUUGCGAUUGAGAGGUCCGCAAGGAAUCUUCUUGUUCGCAAGGUCCCUGGCUUCAAAUCGGCUGGGCAUGCGCUGCUCGUUAUAGCAUAUGCUGUGGCCAAUGUUGCCGUUGGGUUCACGGACGUAGAUGCCAGCUCUAAAGCUAACUUUGCCUCCAGGUUUGGCUGGCUGGCUCUAUCAAACCUGGGACUCGUCAUCUUUCUGGCACUCAAGAACACCCCUUUGGCUUUCCUCACUGCCUAUUCCUAUGAGAGGCUUAACUGUCUCCAUCGGAUUGCCGGAUAUACAAUGUUCAUCUGGAUGGUACUCCACGCGUCCCUGUACACCACAUACUUCAGUGAAGCAGGAAUCAUCGUUACAAAGUUCCAGGACCGGUCUGAAAUCGCGGCUAUCGUAGCCGGCUUUUCCUUCCUGACAGUAGUCCUCUCGGCCACCAUCCUCCGGCGAAUUCGUUAUGAGCUAUUCUACGUGGUCCACAUUUCGAGCUGGAUCCUGGCCAUUGUCGCGCUUGGAAUCCAUCGAUCGGAUUUUGCAAAGAAGGGAAUCAUCGUUAUACUUUUGGCAGCUUCCAUUUGGGUUCUUGAUCGCCUUAUCAGGAUUACCAGAGUUCUAUAUUACGCCUUGAACAACGAGGCGACAUUAUAUCCUCUUCCUGAUGGUGGGACCAAAGUCAUAUUCAAAAAGACACCCGCCAGGGCGGUAGCAGGAAAGCAUUGCUUCAUAUGGAUACCGGCAGUACGCAAAUUCGAAACGCAUCCUUUCACGAUCCACAAGACGAAUUCUGUGGAGUUUACCAUUAAGGCACAAGAGGGCUUCACUCGUGACCUCCACCAACAUGCGCUUGCCAACCCAGGUAUCAGCGUGAGGGCGUCUCUCGAUGGACCUUACGGCACAUUUCCGGAUCCGAUGGACUACGACAAAAUUGUCCUUAUCGCCGGCGGUGGAGGUGCUACUUUCACCUUUGGCCUUGUGGCGAAUAUUCUUGAGAGAUUACAUGAUGAACCUCACAAGAAUAUCACGUUCAUCUGGACUGUGAAGAAACACGAAAACCUGGCGUGGUUCAAGGAGCACCUGGAGACAAUGAAGAAUCACGCACACUCACCGAAGGUCGACGUCUCCAUCUACGUGACACGAUCACCAGUCGCUUCUCUGCAUCACCGCCACUUGCCGCACAUUCAUGGCCACAGCCUGCUGCACCACGCACAACCGCGCACCUCGGAAUCGUCCUCGGGAGGAUCUUUACCUCCUCUGCCAGGCGAUAUCAGCGGCCGCAGCGGCUCCCCAGAUACCGAAAAGAUGCCUCAAUUGCCACUACCUACUCAUAGUCACCAGCACCGAAACCACCCAUCAUCGACCCUGUCAGAAAAGGAUCUUGAAGAUGGGGGCGGCGGCCUUCCCGUGGUCUCUCACCACGGCAAAGCGGCAGACAACAGCGCUGGUACCGAAUCACAUCCUCAUCCCCAUCAUGCGCACGGUUACGAGCAUGCCAUCAGACCCGGCAGACCGGACAUGGCCACACUGAUCCGCCAGGCCGUCGUCGGUGUCCCUUCGAACCAGCGCGUACUCGUGGCGGCGUGUGGACCAGACGGGCUCAUGCAUGUCGUGAGAGAUACGACGGCGAGGUUGAUUCAGAGAGACGGGCCGGGAGUGGAGCUACAUUGCGAGCAGUUUGGAUGGUAAAUGAUCUGCGAGCCGCUGGAAAAGGAUUGGCACGGAGGAGAUUCGGUUGUUAUCUGUUGUGACCCAGUUGAUUUGUGUUUUUGGAUGGGUGCAAUCGACAUGGAACAUGGGGAGGGGACGCAGGUACUGCUCGGAGUUCUUGUUCAUCAACAUUCAUUGCCCCGGG
Messenger RNA from Neurospora hispaniola, 2127 nucleotides. RefSeq names its product ferric reductase NAD binding domain-containing protein. The record is from RefSeq and is a predicted model, not a curated record. The transcript has 5 exons. The coding region runs from base 111 to 1961 and encodes 616 amino acids. Lineage: Eukaryota; Fungi; Ascomycota; Sordariomycetes; Sordariales; Sordariaceae. Gene Ontology annotation, cellular component: plasma membrane. Gene Ontology annotation, molecular function: ferric-chelate reductase activity. Gene Ontology annotation, biological process: intracellular iron ion homeostasis; iron ion transport; copper ion import.